UUCGUGUUUCGUAAGGACGACAUAUGAAAGUACACAAUGGAGAAACAGAGCAUCACACACACUUCUUCUUCAAUGUCAUCUUCUUGGAUCCGUGGUACAUGCAUUGGAAGAGGUUGUUUCGGUACAGUUAACACGGCGAUUAAUAAAACAGACGGUGAAGUUUUCGCCGUGAAGUCCGUGGAUCUCGCCACGUGUCUUCCCGCUCAGUUAGAGUCUCUAGAGAACGAGAUCACCGUUCUCCGUUCGCUCAAGCCUCAUCCCUACAUAGUGCGGUUCCUCGGCGACGGAGUCUCGAAAGAAGGAGCGACGUCGUUUCGCAACCUCCACUUAGAGUAUCUCCCAGAAGGUGACGCGGCUAAAAACGGAAUCGACGAGACUCUCCUACGGCGUUACGCGGCGUGUCUCGUCUCCGCUCUUCGCCACGUACACUCGCAAGGACUCGUUCACUGCGAUGUCAAGGCGAGGAACGUACUCAUCAGCCGGAGCUCCGGAGUCAAGCUAGCGGAUUUUGGAUCGGCGAUCAGAGUUAGCAGACCGACGGCUAAGUGUAAGAUUACGCCACGUGGAAGUCCUCUCUGGAUGGCUCCGGAGGUGAUCAGAGGAGAGUACCAAGGGCCGGAGAGCGACGUGUGGUCUCUUGGCUGCACGGUCAUAGAGAUGCUCACUGGCAAACCCGCUUGGGAAGAUCUCGGGGUUGACUCGCUGAGUCGAAUCGGUUUCUCCGAUGAGUUACCGAUUUUCCCAUUGACGAAGCUGUCGGAAACCGGGCGGGACUUUUUAGACAAGUGUCUGAAGCGAGACCUAAGUCAGCGAUGGAGUUGCGACCAGCUUAUGCAGCAUCCGUUUCUGUCUGAGUCUCAGUGUCACGACUCGUCUUGCGCUGAGUCAUCUCCGCGUUAUGUGCUGGACUGGGUUAACUCGGAUGAAGAAGGUGAGGAGGUAGAGAGAAGCGAGUGGAGUGCGGCGAUGACAAGGAUCUGUAAAAUUGCGACAACCAGAGGGGCAAAUUGGGAAACGGAUGGUUGGGUGGAUGUUAGAAGUCACCACCCUUCAGAAGAGGAAAGGGCAAAGAUAGAAUACUCGGAACACAACGCUUCAUUGAAUCCGUACGAUGACGUGGCUGAUGAGUCGGCGAGGAGUGACGUUGCUGUGUAUCCCAAUAGACCACCGGGAAACGAGGACUCGGCGGCGGAGGUGCCAUAUGAAGUAGUGAUGAUUUUACGUUUAUUAAUGGAAUGUAUGGUUUAUUCUAGAAUUACAUGUGUAUCCACCGAAGCUUCUCAUUACUUCUUGUUAUCAAUAUCGUAGCAAGGAAGUGUUGUCUUUUAAUGCAAGCCUUAGUUUUUUUUUUUUUUGUUAGUUUGGACGAAACUAUCAUUUAUCGUGGUGAGAUGAAAUCAUGAAAGUGAGUGUUCUGAGACCAGGCUUUGUAGAUUCUACUCCAAAUUCUGUUGUCUCUUCUUGAUAACUCUAUACACUCUACUUGAGACCAGACUUUGUAGAUUCUGCUCCAAAUAUUUGCCUUUUGUUUUGCUUAACACGUAAAUUUAUUGCAAGGGAAACUUAAACCGUUAUUUUAGUUUUAUAUCUCUCAUGCAAUUGCAUGAUCAAAUGGUAAACUGAUAUAAUGAUUGAGCUACCAAAAAGUUUUUAAUGUAAAACACAUUAUGAGAAUUGUUGUGGGUUCAUAAGCAGAUAGAGAAGAGAGACAUAUGUUUUGUGCUUUAGAAGGGGAGAUACGUUGAUUCAUCAUUCAUGUUAGGGUUUCUAAGGUCUAAAUAUCAAAAAUAGAAACUAACUAUAUUUACACAAAAAUGGUAAAUAAUUGCCAACAAUCUUGGAAGAAUAUACUACAAGUAUUUGACCUACGCUUUUAAAAUGCCAUAUUUGUAAUGUUGUAACUCUAAACUGUUUCUAACAAAUAAAAUUUGACGCAGUGGCCAAAUUAAGUUUAGAGAAAGCUUACAUAAUUUUUUUAAUAUUAUGUUGAUUUUUGUCAGCACUCAGCAGUAUAAUAUAAAUAAAAAUACUUUAUCCUUUUUGAAAACAUGUUAAUUGUUCUGAAAAAGUAUUGAUCAUGCUAAUAACUUAAUGGAACAACUCACAAUAUUCAGAUUAAUACAAGACAAAUCCCAAAUAUUAAAGGGUUUUUUGAAAAAUUGACCUACAACUUAAAGUCAAACACAAAACUAACCUCCAUUUUUUU
Messenger RNA from Brassica napus (rape), 2206 nucleotides. Its product is annotated as mitogen-activated protein kinase kinase kinase 18. Gene Ontology annotation, biological process: protein phosphorylation. Lineage: Eukaryota; Viridiplantae; Streptophyta; Magnoliopsida; Brassicales; Brassicaceae. Gene Ontology annotation, molecular function: protein kinase activity; ATP binding. The transcript has a single exon. The record is from RefSeq and is a predicted model, not a curated record. The coding region runs from base 37 to 1308 and encodes 423 amino acids.